This is a messenger RNA of Loa loa (African eye worm), 447 nucleotides long. RefSeq lists its product as hypothetical. The record is from RefSeq and is a predicted model, not a curated record. Lineage: Eukaryota; Metazoa; Nematoda; Chromadorea; Rhabditida; Onchocercidae. The transcript has 3 exons. The coding region runs from base 1 to 447 and encodes 148 amino acids.
AUGACUUACAACAUGCCUAAAGCUGAUUUCAAAAAUAGCCAUACGGCUUGCUUAAACUGUAAAUAUACUGUUCUGGAAAACUCUGAGAAGAAUCAUGAUUCAUUUCUCUUGAAGAAGUCGAUAAAGAGAUUCGGACCAGAAAUCAAUAACGAAUUAUCUAAUUUGAAUCUGAAUAAAGAAUCCCGGUACAUUGGUGAAGUACCAACUAAAAAUGAAUUUCCGGAAGUGAAAUAUGAAGCAAACUAUUUGAACAGCAGACGAACCGGAAAUCGUAAACGGAAAUCUUCAAUUUUUACAACCGUUAGUCCUGUUCAUGAUUUUCUGGCCCUGCUUAGAAUCAAAUCAUCACAGUAUCCAGAUCGUUUGACAAAUACUACUCUUAACGUGGAUGGCGCAUACAGACAAGUGGAACAGGGACUGUCACAUUUACGUCAGACUUGCUGGUAG